Molecule: messenger RNA, 2944 nt
Organism: Drosophila kikkawai
Lineage: Eukaryota; Metazoa; Arthropoda; Insecta; Diptera; Drosophilidae
Product: Apoptosis inducing factor
Biological process (GO): mitochondrial respiratory chain complex assembly; apoptotic process
Cellular component (GO): cytoplasm; mitochondrion
Molecular function (GO): NAD(P)H oxidase H2O2-forming activity; protein dimerization activity; FAD binding
Source: RefSeq, a predicted model, not a curated record
CGACGGCCACACUAAACACGGAGACAGGGACAGAAAAUACAACAUGACGGAAGGGCAGCAAAGGAAUGCGAAAUAAAGGGAAAGGAGAGAAGGAACCGAAGAUCGAUUGUUGUGAACAGAAAGAAGAGAUCAAUUAAAGCCCUCCGCAUUUCACACGGAGAUAUUUGUCACAGAAAUUGCUUCUUUUUUUUAUAAACACAACAAAAACCCGCGAACACACCACACGUUACCACCGCCGCAAACCCGUUGUUACACAAUUUUGCGUUCAUUUGCUGUGACACCACCGGAAUCGGGACACAUUUGCCAUGAGUGGAGUGUGGAGCGGGCGCUGCCUUACGCGGAAGUUCGUCCGGCAGGCAUACAUCUUGGCCAACAGCAGGAUACUGGGACCGGCGCAGCUGCAGCGCUCGCCGGCGGUGUACGCCGCUCUCCGGUCGUCGCAUAGCAGCCUCUAUCAAAAGGAUCGCAAGACCUUAUGCAGCGCCAAGGAUGUUCUUAAAUCCUCUGACAGUUCAUACUCACAGUCCAGUUCCCACAAACCCAGUAGCCCUCGUAGCAAUGACGAUGGAACAGCCUCCAGUGGCGUUGAUCAGGACUCCGAAAGCCAGAAAAAGGAUCUUCGCCUGACGGGCCUGCUGGCUGCUCUGGCGGCAUUGUUUGCCGGAGGAGUGAUAACCUGGUACUUGACGCAGAAAACAGACGAUGGCGACGCCAAAAGUGCAGCAGAUGAGCAACGGAAGCGUAAGCUGUCAGCUGGUCCAGCCACAACUCCUGCUAGUUCCAAGGACCUUCCAAAGCACGUUCCAUACCUGAUUGUCGGCGGCGGCACUGCUGCCUUCUCUGCGUUCCGUGCCAUCAAGUCCAACGAUGCCACCGCAAAGGUCCUGAUGAUCAGCAACGAGUUUCGCAAGCCCUACAUGCGUCCGCCUCUUUCUAAGGAGCUCUGGUACACGCCCAACCCGAGCGAGGAGACCAACAAGGAUUACCGCUUCAAGCAGUGGACUGGCUCGGAGAGAAGCUUGUUCUUUGAGCCUGACGAGUUUUUCGUGGCCCCCGAGAAGCUGGAGGAGAGCGUGAAUGGCGGCAUAGCCGUGGCUCAGGGUUUCGCCGUUAAGAAGGUGGACGCCCAGAAGCGGAUAGUGACGCUAGAAGAUGGCUAUCAAAUUGAGUACGACUCGUGCCUGAUUGCCACUGGCUGUGCCCCCAAGAACCUCGCCGUUUUCCAUGAUGCGCCACCCAGCAUUCGCGAAAAGGUAAUGGUCUAUCGCACUCCCGAUGACUUCGACCGCCUUCGCAAAUUGGCGUCAGAGAAGCGAUCGAUCACGAUCGUGGGCAACGGCUUCAUUGGGAGCGAGCUGGCCUGCUCCCUGGCCCAUUACGCCAAGGAGAAUGGUGGCGGCAAGGUGUACCAGGUGUUCCAGGAGGAUUCAAAUAUGUCGCGGGUUCUGCCGGACUACCUGAGCCGCUGGACUAAGACCAAGAUGGAGGCGCAGGGUGUCUGUGUUAUCCCCAAUGCCAGCAUUCAGAGCGCGACCAGAGACGCAUCCAAUCUGAAACUGGAGCUGAACAAUGGCACGACCCUGGUGUCCGAUGUGGUGGUAGUCUGUGUUGGCUGCUCACCAAACACGGAGCUCGCUGGUCCGAGCAGGCUGGAAGUUGACGGGAGCCUCGGUGGUUUCGUGGUCAAUGCUGAGCUGGAAGCCAGACGAAACCUGUACGUGGCUGGCGACGCCUCCUGCUUCUACGAUCCGCUGUUGGGCAGGCGGCGGGUGGAGCACCAUGAUCACUCCGUGGUGUCCGGACGACUGGCUGGAGAGAACAUGACGGGAGCUAAGAAACCAUACCAGCAUCAGAGCAUGUUCUGGUCGGAUUUGGGUCCUGAGAUCGGCUACGAGGGCAUCGGUCUGGUGGACUCCUCGCUGCCCACCGUGGGAGUGUUUGCUUUGCCGUCGGAUGCCGCCGACAAGCUGCCAAAGCCCAAGGAGGGUGGCGAUUCCAAGGGCAAAAAGAAUGUUGAGGUCGUUACCACAAAUGGCGUUGCCUCCGAUUCCGAUAAGACGGCAAACUACGGCAAGGGCGUGGUGUUCUACAUGAAGGACGAUAAGAUCGUGGGCGUCCUGCUCUGGAACCUCUUCAACCGGAUAGGCUUAGCUAGGACAAUAAUUAAUCAGAAUAAGAAGUAUGAUGACCUCAAUGAGGUGGCAAAACUAUUCGAGAUUCAUGCGUAGAGAGCGCCAAGAGUUUCAGAGAUGGAAACCAAGGAGAAGGAAAGUCCUUGCAUCCUGGAAUGCAAGUCGGUCCGCACAGAACUAUAUUCGAAAGCCUUCAAUUGUGUGAUCUGUAUGGAAUACGAACGGCAACGUCUUCGUAAUAUCACAAACUACUUUUAACUGGCAAAGUUGACGAAUAUGCUUUGAAAUUAAUGUGCGUUUCAGUUUUGUAUUUUUCAUACACUCCGCUGCUGCUCCCUUUCAAUCAGUGUUUCCUUUAUUUUCUUCUUACCAAACCUUUAGUCCUGGGACUUUUAUCUAUAUAAUUUAUUUUCACAAGUUCAAAAGAAUAAUUUCGAAGCCUUCCCACUUUUCUUUUUUGUUUAAAACAAAACAAUAUAUUUCAGCAGAAAUAUUUUAAUGAACAAAUACAGAACCACAGAACUCUUAGUUUUAUUCACUUGGAAGAAAAUGCUAAUAAAGAUAUGUAAAUAUGUAAAAUUAUUAAAUACCCACCGGCAUCUCUUGGUUUUUCGCUUGUAUUUCCUAAUAAAAAAAAACCCACUACAAAUGAGCACGGGAAAUGAUAAAAUAAUAAAAGCAUUUGUCCAAAAUCAAAGCAUUUUAAAUGUUAAAAAGGGUCUCCUUUAGUUGCUCACAAAACAUUAACUAUUUAAAUAGUAUCUAAGUGUUUAUUGUCUUCAGUUUUAAUUACAAUAAACCAUAAGGAUUUA